UCGAGGCUAUCACUGCAAUUAUCAUUGUAAUUAUUAUGUAGGCUAUUCAAUUAGUGAAUGUGUUAUUAAGUGCGUACAAAUACAGAUUUGACAGUUUACAAAAAUUUUUAAUAUUUCAAAAAAAAAAACUAAAAAUUUAAAUAUCAUUUAACAAAAAAAUGUUAUUAAUGUUAAGUCCAAAAUUUCUUUAAUCAACAAUAUUAAUCCUAAUACUCCAAUAAUAGUCUUAAAAGCUCAACAAUGGGAAAUUCGGGGCUAAAACAGCAUCUAGAAACAGCAAAGAAAACAGGAGUAUUGAAGAUAUCACAGCAGAAGCUUAAUGAAUUUCCACCUGCACUGCUCCACCUUGACGUGAAUUUACGUGUUCUGGACAUAUCUGAGAACAAAUUUACUAAUCUGCCCCCUGAAAUUAGCAGAUUUAUUCAUUUGAAGCAGCUUAACAUCAACCGUAACAAGCUUUCAAAGUUACCAGAUUGUAUUGGUGCAUUGACAAAACUGGAAAAUUUAAGUGCAUGUCAUAACUAUUUGACAUCAGUACCUCGCACUGUAUCAAAUUUAAUUAAUUUAAAGCAAGUUUAUUUAGGUGAUAAUAGGAUAAAAGAUUUUCCAACAGUAUUUUGUGGCUUAAAAUACCUUGAUAUCUUAGAUUUAUCCAAGAAUGAUAUCAAUUCAGUUCCUGGAGACGUUUCUAAUUUAAAUGUCACAGAAUUGAAUUUGAAUCAGAACCAGAUUUCAGAGAUUUCACCUCAAAUUGCAAACUGUCCAAGAUUAAAGACUCUACGUCUAGAAGAAAACUGCUUGCAACUAGCUUCAAUACACCCUACUAUCUUAUCAGACUCUAAAAUAUGUAAUCUUGCAUUAGAUGGUAAUUUGUUUGAAGUUAAAGACCUAGCUGAUGUUCCUGGAUAUGAUAGCUAUAUGGAAAGGUACACUGCUGUUAAAAAGAAAAUGUUUUAGGGCUAAGUAAUGCCCCAAAAUUCUAUAUCUACUUAUAAGCUUCGACAAUCGCCUUUUAUCUAAUUCUGGUGCUUUCUGUCAAUUCUAUUAUUAAACUAUGAGACUCCUGUUAAUAUCCUGCCAAUACACAAAUCUAAUGCUC
This is a messenger RNA of Agrilus planipennis (emerald ash borer), 1099 nucleotides long. Its product is annotated as leucine-rich repeat-containing protein 57. The transcript is spliced from 2 exons. NCBI's taxonomy places the organism in Eukaryota, Metazoa, Arthropoda, Insecta, Coleoptera, Buprestidae. Gene Ontology annotation, molecular function: protein binding. Bases 241 to 957 code for a protein of 238 amino acids. The record is from RefSeq and is a predicted model, not a curated record.